This is a messenger RNA of Hyaloscypha bicolor E, 765 nucleotides long. Its product is annotated as ribosomal protein S5 domain 2-like protein. The coding region runs from base 1 to 765 and encodes 254 amino acids. Gene Ontology annotation, cellular component: nucleolus; cytoplasmic exosome (RNase complex); nuclear exosome (RNase complex). Gene Ontology annotation, biological process: nuclear mRNA surveillance; poly(A)-dependent snoRNA 3'-end processing; rRNA catabolic process. The transcript has 2 exons. The record is from RefSeq and is a predicted model, not a curated record. NCBI's taxonomy places the organism in Eukaryota, Fungi, Ascomycota, Leotiomycetes, Helotiales, Hyaloscyphaceae.
AUGCCACUCGAUACCUCAACCUACUCCCUCGCGCUCCUGCGCCUCGACGGUCGACGAUGGAACGAGCUGCGCCGGCUCACCGCACAGAUCUCGACCCAGGCCGCAGCAGACGGCUCCAGCUACCUCGAGAUGGGCAACACGAAGGUGAUCUGCACCGUCACUGGGCCGUUGGAAGCCAAAUCUACCAGCGGAAAUAGGUCAGGGGGCGAUAGGGCGGAUGUGCAAGUUUCGAUCAGAAUUGCUGGGUUCAGUGGGGUGGAUAGGAAGAGGAGGGGACGAGGAGAUAAGAGGACACAAGAAAUGCAGACUACAAUCGCAAACGCCUUCUCCCAAUCCCUUUUCACACACCUCUACCCACACAGCACCAUCACCCUCUCUCUCCACAUCCUGUCCCAGGACGGCUCUCUCCUCGCUGCCCUCCUCAACGCCUCAACACUCGCGCUCAUCGAUGCGGGAAUCCCAAUGCGAGAUUACAUCUGCGCGUGUACUGCCGGCUCGACAUCGAGCUAUUCGAGCAAUGACGAGAAGGCAGACCCGUUGCUGGAUUUGAAUAAUAUGGAGGAGCAGGAAUUACCGUUUUUGACGGUUGCUACGCUUGGGGAUACGGACGACGUUAGUGUGUUGGUUAUGGAGACGCGAGUGCAGAUUGGAAGGUUGGAGGGGAUGCUCGCGGUCGGCGUAGAUGGGUGUAAGCAGGUUAGGGAGAUUUUAGAUCAGGUUGUCAGGAAGAGAGGGACGAAGAUAUUAGAGGGAAGUCAGCUAUAA